AAAUUUUUUAAUUAUUUCCGAAUGUCACAUGCUAUUUUUGAAAAACUUUUGAACAUUAUUGAACCAUUCAUUACUAAAACGCACGUUGUUCGAACACCAAUACCUGCACGCACUCGUCUGCAAGUAACUUUACGAUACUUGAGUUCAGGUGACAGUAUGGUUUCUAUAUCAUAUGCAUUUCGAAUAGCACAUAAUACAGUUUCUCUGAUAAUCAACGAAACAUGCGAAUCAAUUUGGAAUUCCUUAAAACAUCGAGUAUUUUUACAACCCUCCUCGAAUAAUUGGGAAAAAGUCGCUGAAGAUUUUGAAAGAAUCUGUAACUUUACUCAUUGCAUUGGAGCCCCUGACGGAAAACAUGUUGUAAUACAGGCCCCACCUAACAGUGGAUCGAAAUAUUACAAUUAUAAAGGCCAGCACAGUAUCGUUCUUCUAGCCAUCAGUGAUGCUCAUUGUUGUUUCUCCAUGGUUGAUAUUGGUGGAGAAGGACGACAGUGUGACAGUACUAUUUUUCAAAAUAGUGAAUUUGGCAAACGAUUUGGCAACGGAUCUCUAAAUCUACCCGCAGCCAAAAAUAUUGCAAAUACAAACGUAACAUUACCAUACGUAUUAGUAGCCGACGAAGCAUUCCAGCUAACACCGUACAUGAUGAGACCUUAUCCACGCAAAGACUUAGGUAUAAGAAAAAAGGUUUUUAAUUAUAGGUUGAGCAGGGCAAGACGGACAGUGGAAUGUGCAUUUGGUCUUCUUGCUGCUCGAUGGCGAGUUUAUGGAAAACCUAUAAUUGCGUCAGUUUCAACAACUAGGAAUAUUAUUAAAGCUACAACUGCAAUACAUAAUUUUGUAAUGAUCAGUGAAAGAGAAUCAAUUAGAAUGUUGCCUCAGUAUUCGCGGUACACUGCACAGGAUCGAGCAAUAAUAUCAGACGGCUUGAGGAACAUAUCACGAAGUGUAUCAUCCAAUUCAGUGCAAGCAGUGAAAAUAAGAGAUGACUUUACAGAUUUUUUCAACAACAUUGGUGCAAUGCCUUGGCAGUGGAAGAAAGUUUUAAAUAAUGACUUCUGA
Molecule: messenger RNA, 1062 nt
Organism: Cyphomyrmex costatus
Lineage: Eukaryota; Metazoa; Arthropoda; Insecta; Hymenoptera; Formicidae
Product: putative nuclease HARBI1
Exons: 2
Coding region: 22-1062 (346 amino acids)
Source: RefSeq, a predicted model, not a curated record